This is a messenger RNA of Trichomonas vaginalis G3, 726 nucleotides long. Its product is annotated as fibrinogen-related domains (FReDs) family. The transcript has a single exon. Lineage: Eukaryota; Parabasalia; Trichomonadida; Trichomonadidae. Bases 1 to 726 code for a protein of 241 amino acids. The record is from RefSeq and is a predicted model, not a curated record.
AUGAUUUUCGGAGGAUUCCAUAUAUCUCAAGGAGCUCUGAAAAAAUCGAAAAUUGACAAAAAUUUUAUAAGGGAGAUAAUUCCUAAUGUUACGAUUGGGAAACCUAUUAACCACGGGAAUAAGUAUCAUUUAACAAUCUUCAAUAAUACAAUACUCCAACUCAUCUUUUAUCACGAUGUUAGAUCAAAAGACGAGUAUUUUACACCAGGGAAUGUUCGACAUUUCAUUGGGCAAUACAGAUACAGUCUAUUAUCUGAUCUUGAAACAAAGCCAUAUUACAAAAUAAAUGAUAAAUACGAAUUUCUGAUUCAUUAUCCAGAAUUAACCGGUAAUAGUUACAAUUGGUGGCGACAGAAUCUUUCACCCACAAUACAAACCGAAAAUGAAACAAAAUCUAAUGAAAAUGACCACUAUGUUCUUGGAUAUGAAAAAAUUGAUGUCCAUUUCACUGACCUUAAUUGGGGUGGACUUAGUUUAUCAAGAACUGAUUAUGGUUCUUACAUAAAUGGCGACAUCAAUCAUCCUGAGUGGCAUUAUGCAAUUGGAUGUUAUGGAACUCACGAAAAAGGAAUUCUUGGGCCAAGUGCUUUUGCACGUUAUUCAAGCUGGGUUGCUCUUUAUGCAAGGAUUAAUGACUUAAACAUGAUAAAAUGCGAAACAUUUAGAAAUUAUCUAUAUUCAUUCUUGAAUUUAAAUACCAUUUUGUUUGUUUUUGUAUUACUUUAA